Messenger RNA from Ipomoea triloba (trilobed morning glory), 1518 nucleotides. RefSeq names its product beta-D-glucosyl crocetin beta-1,6-glucosyltransferase-like. The record is from RefSeq and is a predicted model, not a curated record. The transcript is spliced from 2 exons. Gene Ontology annotation, molecular function: UDP-glycosyltransferase activity. NCBI's taxonomy places the organism in Eukaryota, Viridiplantae, Streptophyta, Magnoliopsida, Solanales, Convolvulaceae. The coding region runs from base 1 to 1518 and encodes 505 amino acids.
AUGCCUGAUCGUCGUUUUCGUCUUCUAAUGUUGCCAUGGCUGGCUCACGGCCACCUUGUCCCCUACAUGGAACUUGCCAAUGAGCUCCACGACCGAAACUUCGACAUAUAUUUGUGUUCUACUCCCGUUGUCAUCUCUUCUGCUAAAUCCUCUUCUUCCUUUAGCUCUGAUAAAAUCCAUACGGUGGAAAUCCACCUGCGCCCCACCGGGGAUUUCCCGGAGCUUCUUUCUCCCAGCCGCCACACCACAAAAGAUCUCCCGCGCCACCUCAUUUUCCCCCUCUGCAAGGCAUUCAGAUUGGCCAGCCCAAGCUUCUGCGACAUCCUCGACCAAAUCAAGCCCGACUUGCUCAUCUAUGAUCUCUUCCAGCCCUGGGCGGCGGAGGCCGCCAAAACGCGGAAAAUCCCCGCCGUCUACUACGGCAUCACUGGGGCAGCCUCGAUUGCCUUCACCCACCACUUCUUACACAAAGGAUCAAUCCACGGCUUCCCUUUUCCGGCCGUCUGUAUGAAGCCACACGAGCUCAAGAAUCUGAGUAAAAGCGCCGAAAACAUAGACCCCGUUGACAGAACCGCCAUCCCAAGGGCCUUGGAGGUGUCCACCAAAAUCUGUUUGAUCAACACUAGCAGGGAUAUCGAGGGGAAGUACAUCGACUACAUCUCUGAGAAGCUCGGCAAAACCGCCCUCCCCAUUGGCUCACUCAUCCGAGAGCACGAAAAGAAGGGCGACAAGGAGGAUAGUGAGAUCAUGAAAUGGCUAGACGGAAAACAAAAACACUCAACACUAUACCUUUCAUUCGGGAGCGAGUACUACUUGACUAGGGAGGAGAUUCAACAAGUAGCCAAAGGACUAGAGCUGAGCGGCGCUAAUUUUAUAUGGGUGAUUAGGUUUCCGGUGGGGGAGGAGACUCCCCUAGAGGAGGCACUACCAAAGGGGUUCUUAGAGAGAUUGAAAGGCAGAGGGAUAAUAGUGGAAAAAUGGGCACCUCAGAUCAAGAUUCUAAGCCACCCAAACGUGGGUGGAUUCGUAAUGCAGUGUGGAUGGAACUCUUUUCUAGAGAGCAUACACUUUGGAAUUCCAUUAAUAGCCAUACCCAUGCACUCCGAGCAGUUCGUCACCGCCAGGAUGGCGGUGGAGCUGGGCAUCGCGACGGAGGUCUUGAGGGAUGAAGACGGCCGGCUUCACGCAGAAGACAUAGGCAAAGCGGUAAAGAGCGUGGUGGCGGAGAAGGCCGGGGAAGAGAUGAGAGCUAAAAGGAAGAAGGCGGGGCGCGCAACGCGCGGCACGACGGCGGAGGAAGGCGACCGGGGGGGAGCCGGCCAGGAGGCAGAGGCGGGGCGCAAAGAGGAAGCCAGGCAGGGGAAGGAGGAACGAAGGCAGACGGGGAAACGGCGAAGGGCGCAGGAAAGCAGGGAGAGGGGGAGGGACCGACGACGCGGAACCGGAGGAAGGCGAGAGCGAAGACGGGAAUACGUGCAACAAACCCCGACUUCUGGAAGGGAUGCAUUUAUUAGAUAA